AUGGCUACCUUUAAAAAACUUGUUUGGAUUGUUUUGAUCAUGAUAAUCUGUCUCUUUGCUUUAUCUGACGCGAUACCCGCUCCCUCUUCAUCCUUUCAACCGAAUGGCAACGUCGGGUAUUUCGGUGCCGACACCGGCAUAGGCCCCAGCGAAGACAACAAAAAGUAUGGCCGUUACUGUCGAUCUCUAUGUCAUCCUCUCGGAGUCAGUAGUAGGGGUUUUUAUUGUAAGGCGUGCUGGUGUCCUAAUGGUAAUGUGUGUGAUGAUGAGCCACCACCAAAAUUAAGUUACAUUCCAGGACUGAAAUAA
Ambispora gerdemannii is the source of this 309-nucleotide messenger RNA. The record is from the annotation of a GenBank genome assembly. Lineage: Eukaryota; Fungi; Glomeromycota; Glomeromycetes; Archaeosporales; Ambisporaceae.